GUUGAGCUGGAGUAGUAACUCGCUGGCACACCGUGUCAGGCAGGCGAAGGGAGAGGAGAAGACACUUGUGGACCUCCUCCGUCUCUCACUGAUCUCCCGUCGCUUUCUGUGGAUUUUCCUUUUUUUGAGCAAUUGCGUUGGUUCUUGACGAAGCUUCCCCGUGGAUGGAGCGUCGUUGUCUGCUGCCGGAGAAAAGCCAGUCUGUGCUGACCUUGGCCUGCAGUUUUCCUUUGCUCGGAGCCACAAAGAAAACAGCUGGCAGUUGCAUUCUGGAUGCCGGCGGCCUCCACAAUGAGCUGCCUGUGUGAUGCUGUCAGAAAAGCUUUGGCUGGUUGUUCUCAAAGGGAAUGAACCUUCGUUGUUGUGUACGCAUGGAGACGGAGCGGACAAGGCUAAGGUGCAGGCCGUCCCCGCAAACCAGCAUCACUUGCCAACACCAGGGUGUGCCACGAACAGCAUAGAGCUUCCUUUCAAGGCGCCUUGAUCCUCAAGGGGGGAAGUGAGGUAGAAAGAAAAUAAACAGGGCUUUAAAAAAAAAAGAAACUUGAUGAAUUCCACCAAUACGUGAAAGGCAAACAGUUGACUGCCUGUCCUCAGGAGAUAAUGUGGACAAUGAGUAUGGCCCGCCUCUGUUUCCCUGUCUGCACUCUUUUUCUUGUUAUUUUUCUCUGCUUGGCUGCUACGGAGCAUGACGUCACACCUCGCCUCACCUUCUCCUACAAUGCAAAGGAGAGAACAUGCAGAAGUUUCUCGGUGGGCGGGGUCUUCAACUUCACGUCACUCCUGCUCAGCAAAGAGGACAACAUGCUGUACGUUGGCGCUCGCGAGAUUCUCUUCGCUCUCAACCUCUCGGACGUCAGCGCACUCGAGCUGCAAAAAAAUCUCACAUGGAAAACCCCGGACAAGAAACGAGGCGAGUGCAGUUUCAAAGGAAAAGACCUGCAAACGGAUUGCUUCAACUACAUCAAGAUCUUAUUGCGAGUGAACAGCACUCAUCUGUAUGUGUGUGGAACGUACGCCUUCAGCCCCAUCUGUGCUUACAUUAACACUGCCAACUUCUCCUUCGUCAGAAGUAACACAAGCGAGAUCGUCACCGAGGACGGACGGAGCCGUUGUCCCUUCAACCCUGAGUACAAGUCCAGCGCUAUCAUGGCUGAUGGCGAGCUGUAUGCUGGCACAGUCAGCAAUUUCCAGGGAAAUGAGCCCAUCAUUUACAAGAGUCUCAGCCAAGGAACCGCUCUCAAAACGGAAAACUCCCUCAACUGGCUUCAAGAUCCGGCCUUCGUCGGCUCCGCCUACAUCCAGGAGAGCCUGCCCGAGGGCAACCUGGUGGGCGACGACGAUAAGAUUUACUUCUUCUUCAGUGAGGCGGGAAAGGAGUUUGAUUUCUUUGACAACACGAUCGUGUCGCGCAUCGCUCGCGUGUGCAAGGGAGAUCUGGGCGGUGAGAGGGUCUUGCAGAAGAAGUGGACCACCUUUCUCAAGGCGCAACUUUUGUGCUCGCUGCCAGAUGACGGCUUCCCCUUCAACAUCAUCCAGGACAUGUUUGUGCUGACGCCCAGCCCGGAAGACUGGAAGAACACUGUAUUUUACGGAGUCUUCACUUCCCAGUGGUACAACGGUGCCUCGGGAACCUCUGCUGUGUGCUCCUUCACAAUGGAGCAGGUGGAAAAAGCCUUCAGCGGUCGAUACCGCGAGGUGAACAGAGAAACCCAGCAGUGGUACACUUACAACCAUCCCGUCCCAGAACCCCGGCCUGGAGCGUGUAUCACGAACGCGGCCCGGAAGCAAGGCGUCUUGUCAUCUCUCCACAUGCCGGACAAGGUGUUGAAUUUCGUCAAAGACCACUUCCUCAUGGACAACGUGCUCCGCAGCCAGCCCCUGCUGCUCAAACGCCACGCUCGCUACACGCAGAUCGCCGUCCAUCAAGUCGUGGCGGCGCGCAAGGCCUACCACGUGCUCUUCAUCGGCACAGAUGAUGGACGACUCCAUAAAGCCGUGAGUGUGAAGAACAAGAUGCACAUCAUUGAGGAGCUGGCGCUCUUCCGUGACUCCCAGCCAGUGCAGCACAUCCAGCUGGACUCAGAAACGGGUCUUCUUUAUGUUUCCACUUUCUCUGAACUGGUGGAGGUCCCACUAGCUAACUGCACUAAUUACCAGAGCUGCGGGGAGUGCAUCCUCUCCAGGGACCCGUACUGUGCCUGGAAUGGCAGACAGUGUGUUGAUGUCAGACAGGCUCCGCUAAGCAAUCAGCUGCAGCAGGAUGUGGAUAAUGCAGACGCUUCAGCUAUUUGCAACAAGUCUGUGAUGAGCACACGGUUUGCCAAGUCUGCACAUGCACGAAUGUCGUCUUGCCAGGUGAUCGUUAUCCCCGCCAACACUUUCCAAGUGUUGCCUUGCAAGCUGCGGUCCAAUCUGGCUGAGAGGUUGUGGGUGUUCAGUGAGACUUCGGGUCACUUUCAUUACCCCAGCCCAGAGGGGGGAUUGGUGGUGGUUGCUCAGGCAGACAGGCAGGAGACCUACGAGUGCUGGUCCGUGGAGGAAGGCUUUCGACAGCUGCUGUCCAACUACUGCGUGCGGGGCGAGGCCAAGCGUGAGAGCGUCACCCAAACGGGCCGUACCCGUACCCCAGCCGCCUCGCAAGACCACUUUGUCAUCCUGCCCGGCGAGGCUCACUCCCCGCAGAUCAACACCAAGACCUACUGGAAUGAGCUCAUCGUGGUGUGCGGCCUCCUGGCCUUCUCCCUGCUGGUCUUCUCCCUGUUUGUAAUCUACAGAAACCGCGACCGCAUGAAGUCCAUGAUCAAGGAAGGCGAGUGCCCCAACAUGCAACCGAAGAAGCCCAGAAUGGUGCCGAAGCCCGCCGAGAACUUGCCGCUCAACGGCAACGCCGUGGCUGCCUCCGUGGUGGACCACAAGGGCUACCAGACCCUUCACGACAACUACACGUGCGGCACGCCCCCGCACGAGGGCUCAUCGCCCGAAAACAGUAAGAGCUUCUCCGAUUCGGAAAAGAGGCCUCUGGACCUGCAGGAGAGCCGUGUGGAGAUCUCUCCCACGAGCCCGCGGCCUCGAGUCAGACUGGGAUCUGAGAUAAAAGACUCCGUGGUGUAAAAAUUCUAAUAAAACUAGAUGAGCGUCCACCUGCUGACAGACACAAACUCCUCGGCGAGAAAGAGAGAAAGAGAGAGAGAGAGAGAGAGAGAGAGGAGUAUCUUCAUGGGAAAACAUUUGGUCACACACGUUUUGCACUUUGUCCUAGUUUGUGCCAUUCCUGUGGUCCAUGAACAAUUUAUUUUGUGCGUUCAGAGCGCACUGACCGCCUUCAAAUAUUUGGUGCUCUGGCAUACAGCUCAAAAACAGAAUGUAAGUUGUGUGUGCAGACCUCCGCCAAGGCCAAAAUAAGGAAGUGAGAAAAAAAAGUGACACUCCUUACAGCGGUAACACGAUCUCACAGAUGAAAACAUCACACACACGCACCCACACACCCACACACCCAGGAGGAAUUAACAAAAGCACAGCUUCACACCGUAGUGUUGCCUCUCAGUCCGUCCAUAAUCGUUUCGCUUUGAAGACAGGUCUUCGAACAUGUUCACACUCCGAGAUAAAGAUUUUUCGUAGUUUCUUUUAUUUGUCAGUCUGUCUGCCAUUAAGAGCCUACCCUUCGGCUAUGCACUAUCUACUGUACUGUAGCAAGGUCAACUCCCGCCAGAUCAUGUAAAGACAGCAAGCCGGAGGCAAAACAAUAAAAAGCCUCUUUCAGUGUCUUCAUUUUUGCACUUAGGCUAAAAUGGAACAUUGGUUGUAUGCAAGUAAUUCAGAGACAAGUUUUGCUGUGCGUAGGCAUGGGCCGGUAUCAGAUUCUGACGGUAUGAUAACCAUGAGCAUAAAUAUUGCGGUAUCAUGGUGAUGCAAUUACAGUUCUAAAAUGUUUUAAUUUGAACUGUUUGAAUAAUCAACAACUGAUAUCCGUACAACAGCAAAAGUGGUGCCUUGAGAUAAGAGUGCCGACACGAUCAACUUCCUCCUUUUGAAAAGGAGGAAUUUGAUUUCCAUUAAUUUCAAUGGGCAAAGAUUGUUUGAGAUACAAGUGUUUCAAGAUACGAGCAUGGUCAUAGAACAAAUUAAACUCGUAUUUUAUAGCACUGCUGUACUUAUCUUUCAGAAAAUGAGUAGCUAAUUCUCUGCUUUGUGAAGUAACGUCAACGCGGAAAGGAACUGAUGUUAGCUAUGCUAGUUAGAUGCCUCGGUAGCAAUUUCUAUAGUAUUUAUUUCACCAAUUGUAGACACGCUAACACUCCUAGCUGGUUGCAAACUUUCAUUUCAACACAGUAAUAGUUAGGCUACCUCGAAUUUCUCAAAGAGUAAUAGGUGGCGCUCUCGUAAAUGUGAGAUUGUAUUGGAUGUGUUGCCUCCUAUGGCAGCCACUCUUCGUGAGCAUGUUUUGCAUAUCCUUCCUCUACCAAAUUGCAGUACCUGAAAAAUUCCCAAGGCGAAAAUUUGUUGUGCUCACUGACUGCUCACAACAACAACUGGAGAGGGAGGGAGUCACUUUGACUCAGGACCCCCCCACCCCUCCUAAGCUCGUACCGCCGAUUAAAGGUUUGAGAACCUUUGAAACCAUGACAUCUUAAAAAAACUGUUUAUGUUGAAACUAGUAAACGGCCCAUGCCUAGCUUGAACUUAAAAAAUUGCCCCAACGGGAUCAGCAAGAACAUCCACCUCAUACCAUACCAAAAAUACCCAUUGUAUAAAAAUAUCAAAACUAUAGCUUUUGUUUGUUUCCCCCAAGUUUUCCAAAUAAUUACACAAUAACGAAGGGAUUAUAAGCGUGUUCACGUAUCGAGAUAGGCAGUCUAUGCAAAAGCACAUCAUGACAAGUGACGUGAUGGAACAAUGUCUCCUUGAGGUUAAGCACAAUUAUGCUAUCACUUUAGGGUCAGUGGCACUGCGAACACACACUCGCUCACGCAAUAAUGACUGUAUCUACUGUAUGCAGAUAACACAUGAUUAUAUUAGGGUCCAAUACAGUCAUUCUUAUUCUCAGCCUCUAUACAUGGCCAAAUGGACGUUUUUCCAGGUUCGCAAAGGGAAAUAAUACACCUGUUGUGUAUUCAUAAUCUGGUUGCUUAAAUGGUCUUCAACCUAUGAAAGAAAUAACUUCUUAUACACACAAAGGUAUUUCUCUAAUUAGCUGUCCCAUUAUGACAUUAGUCAACCAUGCAACAUUUUAUUUCAUUUGUAGAUGGGCAUCGUUUGAUUUUUAUUUGUAUUUUUUUUUAAUUGACAGAGAAAUGCAAAGAGUAUUUUGCACAAGAUAUUGAGAAGCCUUAGUCAUGGCUUUGACAAUAAGUCUGCCUUUUGGGGGGAAUGCAUCAUGCCUUUUCAGGACUACAAUCGAGAGAUGUGCCUCUUGGGAUCUUCAAACUAACCAGGUAACGACAGAGCUGUAGAGUCACUGCUAUGACACAAGAGUGAAUAUGUUAAUAUUGUCACCAUUGUACAGCAUUGGCUAAAGAGGUGUGUGUUUUUUAUUUUUUUUUAUUUUGUAUUUUUCUUUUUUUUUUUUUUAAAUGUGUCAGAGGCUUUUGCCUCCAUCAGGGACUCAAUCUAUGUGGUGUUGCAAACAAAUAACCACCGGCUCGUUUUUAAUGUCAAACACAGAUAAGAAUAGAAUUACAUUUCUCUUUUUAUUUUAUUUUCUUUUUUUCCCUGUGGUCUGCCCCUGCCCUAAUCAAUCACACAGACGGAGCUCAUGCUUUGACUGUUAUGGCAAAGAAAAUAAAAGGCAGCUGUGGUGGCUCGGGCAAUAUUACCAAUGUCGAUUGCAGAACAAAGAAAACAAGUAGCAGAGCUAAUUUAGUUUAAAUGUGUGCUGGUAAAAACAAAAUUCUAAACACCCUUAAAAACCGCAGUCGGUGUUUCAGUAUUUUAUCGCCAUUAUUGAGGCACAUAUUUUGCGUCAGAAACAUUUCAUGGCACAGCACAAAAAAAUUAUUUACGGUGGUGCCUUGCAAUACAAGUAAUCUGAAUGAAUUUUUCGAGAUACAAGCUAUCGCUCGGGCGUUUUUUAUUUUUGCUUUGAUUCGAGAGCAACUAUUUGAGAUACAAGUGCUGUAUAGUGGCAGUGAACUCAACUCACUGUACAACAAGCAAUAGCUCGGCAUUUGAAGUUCACUCUCAAAACAGAGAAUUGCACAUAGUAAGUAAAAAAAAACAACUUUGCCUUAACAUCCGCUAUCUUAAUGCUAACACACAAUGGGAAAUGCCAGAAAACAGGGUAAUGAAACUAGUAUCGGUCUCGUACAAGAUAUUUGAACACAAAUGGCACAGCAACACAGACAAUAUAAAAACACUCACAGGCAUAUAUUCUUUUUCCUCUGCAAAGAUUAAACUCCUGCCAUUUGGUUGAGACGGAUACACCAGAAAGAAAGCACAAUGUCCAUUGAAUACAUUUUUUUGGGGGGGCUGGAAGGGAUUAAUAUAAUUUUCAUUCAUUUCAAUGGGGAAAGAUGAUUUAAGGUGCUAGUGUUUUGAGUUGCAAGCAUUAGUCACGGAAUGAAUUCAACUUGUAUCUCAAGGCACCACUGUAUAGUGAAAUAAUGAUAAUCAUCACUCAAUUUACUCACAAAUUUACUUGGUGUGAAAUCUGUUUAGUUGAACAUAAAGUAUUCUUCUGUUGUAUGAAUGGCAAAAGGUUAAGUGUACCUUCUGCCAUCUAGUGGAAGAGCAUUGAAGUGUUCUACCUGUCACUAUAUGUCGCUGGGAUAGAUAGAUCAACAAAGAUACAUUAUUUGCAGUAAAUAAAUAAUAAUUUUCGGACCAGUAAGUUAAGUUGGAUAAUUUCCCAUGGCACACCUCAAGGCACAGUGGUCAGGCCUUUCAAAUGUGACAUGUAUUGUAACUAAGAAGUUCUUUAUGUAAAAAAUGUUUUGUAAAUUCAGCUGCCAGUGUAAAAACAAACAAAAAAUAUGGUGAAAUGUAUUAUUUUUUUUUUGCAUUAUAAUUCACUGUUCUCCAUUUAUUUUGUAUUGCAUAUAAAAGGCACUUUAUUUUGAUUUCCAAAUAAAGAUCAAACCGAUACUUUCUUAAAAGUA
Messenger RNA from Phyllopteryx taeniolatus (common seadragon), 7097 nucleotides. It is a transcript of the gene sema4ba, whose product is annotated as sema domain, immunoglobulin domain (Ig), transmembrane domain (TM) and short cytoplasmic domain, (semaphorin) 4Ba. The record is from RefSeq and is a predicted model, not a curated record. Gene Ontology annotation, molecular function: chemorepellent activity; semaphorin receptor binding. Lineage: Eukaryota; Metazoa; Chordata; Actinopteri; Syngnathiformes; Syngnathidae. The coding region runs from base 604 to 3114 and encodes 836 amino acids. Gene Ontology annotation, biological process: semaphorin-plexin signaling pathway; positive regulation of cell migration; axon guidance. The transcript is spliced from 16 exons.